This is a messenger RNA of Polyodon spathula (Mississippi paddlefish), 5778 nucleotides long. RefSeq names its product tankyrase, TRF1-interacting ankyrin-related ADP-ribose polymerase a (gene tnksa). The coding region runs from base 45 to 3827 and encodes 1260 amino acids. The record is from RefSeq and is a predicted model, not a curated record. NCBI's taxonomy places the organism in Eukaryota, Metazoa, Chordata, Actinopteri, Acipenseriformes, Polyodontidae. Gene Ontology annotation, molecular function: protein binding; NAD+ poly-ADP-ribosyltransferase activity. The transcript has 28 exons.
GAUAUGUUUUUGUUGCCAAAGCAAAGGGACUCUGUGUUGUGAAAAUGGCGACGUCUCGUCGCUCUUCUCAGCAACAACAGCAGAGUCUACUGUCCCCUCCGAGGAACACGGCUCUUUCACCUAGUCCCCCUGGUAGUCCUCCAGCUCCAGUUGGAGCAGCAGCGACGUCGGCUCUGACUGGAGCCGAACAAGAAAACAGUGAUGAUACUGAGAUCAUUCCGGCCUCCCCCGAUCUCCCAGCUCUGGCCCUAAGUAGCAGCAGCUCCACUACAACAACUAACGGCGGAGGCAGCAGCGGUGGCUCCAGCCCUGACUCUGGAACUGUCAGUCCCGGUGGUAUUGGAGGAGGUUGCGGGACGAGCGGGGCUUUCAGGGAGCUAUUUGAGGCCUGUCGUAAUGGGGAUGUGUCCCGGGUCAAGAGGCUUGUGGACACCGGGAAUGUGAAUGCCAAGGACAUGGCUGGCAGGAAAUCCACCCCGCUUCACUUUGCUGCAGGAUUUGGCAGGAAGGAUGUGGUGGAGCACCUCUUGCAGAAUGGUGCUAAUGUCCACGCAAGGGAUGAUGGCGGGCUGAUCCCACUUCACAAUGCCUGCUCUUUUGGCCACGCCGAAGUGGUGAGUCUGCUGCUGUGUCAAGGGGCAGACCCUAACGCCAGAGAUAACUGGAACUAUACACCUCUCCACGAAGCAGCAAUCAAAGGCAAGAUUGACGUUUGUAUCGUCCUGCUGCAGCAUGGAGCAGAUCCGAACAUUCGCAACACUGACGGCAAGUCUGCCUUGGAUCUGGCUGAUCCCUCUGCUAAAGCUGUCCUCACCGGUGAAUACAAGAAGGACGAACUCCUGGAAGCAGCGAGGAGCGGUAAUGAAGAGAAGCUCAUGGCCUUGCUGACUCCAUUAAACGUGAAUUGCCAUGCAAGCGAUGGAAGAAAGUCAACAUCCCAAAAAAUGCUGUCCACCCCUCUGCAUCUGGCAGCAGGAUAUAACAGAGUGCGAAUCGUUCAGCUCCUUCUGCAGCACGGAGCUGAUGUGCAUGCAAAAGACAAGGGUGGCCUUGUCCCACUUCACAAUGCUUGUUCAUAUGGACAUUAUGAAGUCACAGAAUUACUUCUCAAGCAUGGAGCCUGUGUCAAUGCUAUGGACCUCUGGCAGUUCACUCCUUUGCAUGAAGCUGCUUCCAAGAACCGUGUUGAAGUCUGCUCUCUGCUUCUGAGUCACGGAGCAGACCCUACACUUGUAAACUGCCACGGAAAGAGUGCUAUCGACAUGGCACCAACUCCAGAACUGAAGGAGAGGCUUACUUAUGAAUUCAAAGGCCAUUCUUUACUCCAAGCAGCACGGGAGGCUGAUUUGGCUAAAGUGAAAAAGACUCUUGCUUUGGAGAUUAUCAAUUUUAAACACCCACAGACCCAUGAAACUGCACUACAUUGUGCCAUGGCAUCACCACAUCCUAAACGGAAACAGGUCACGGAACUGCUACUGAGGAAAGGUGCCAACGUUAACGAGAAGAACAAAGACUUCAUGACUCCGUUACAUGUUGCUGCUGAGAGAUCCCAAAACGAUGUUGUGGAAGUACUGCAGAAACAUGGAGCAAAGAUGAAUGCCUUGGAUACCCUGGGGCAGACAGCCCUGCACAGGGCAGCCCUUGCGGGUCAUCUCCAGACCUGCCGCCUCCUCCUGAGUUAUGGAGCUGACCCGGCCAUUAUCUCGCUGCAGGGCUUCACUGCAGCACAGAUGGGCAAUGAAGCUGUGCAACAGAUUCUUAAUGAAAACAUUCCAGUGAGGAACUCUGAUGUUGACUAUCGGCUGCUAGAAGCUGCCAAGGCUGGAGACUUGGACACUGUAAAGCAACUAUGUACCCCGCAGAAUGUGAAUUGCCGGGACCUGGAAGGCCGCCACUCAACCCCGCUGCACUUUGCUGCAGGUUACAACCGAGUGUCUGUGGUGGAGUACCUGCUUCACCAUGGGGCGGACGUCCAUGCCAAAGACAAGGGAGGUUUAGUUCCUUUGCAUAACGCCUGCUCGUACGGACACUAUGAAGUAGCAGAGCUGCUGGUGAGACAUGGGGCUUCAGUCAAUGUUGCAGACCUUUGGAAAUUCACCCCUUUGCAUGAAGCAGCUGCCAAAGGAAAGUAUGAGAUCUGCAAGCUGCUCCUUAAGCAUGGAGCAGACCCCACGAAAAAGAACAGAGAUGGGAACACUCCCUUAGACAUGGUGAAAGAGGGAGAUACAGACAUUCAGGACUUACUGAGAGGUGAUGCCGCUCUGCUUGAUGCUGCCAAAAAAGGAUGCCUGGCUAGGGUCCAGAAACUCUGCAGUCCAGAGAACAUCAACUGCAGAGACACCCAGGGGCGGAACUCCACUCCACUGCACUUAGCAGCUGGGUACAAUAAUCUGGAAGUAGCAGAGUACCUUCUUGAACAUGGUGCAGAUGUCAAUGCCCAGGACAAAGGAGGUCUCAUUCCACUGCACAAUGCAGCCUCAUAUGGGCAUGUGGAUAUUGCCGCCCUUUUAAUAAAAUACAACACCUGCGUAAACGCUACUGACAAAUGGGCCUUCACCCCGCUCCAUGAGGCAGCACAGAAAGGUCGAACCCAGCUCUGUGCCCUGCUCUUAGCCCAUGGGGCAGACCCCACCAUGAAGAACCAAGAAGGACAAACACCUCUGGACCUGGCAACAGCGGAUGAUAUCAGAGCUCUGCUGAUAGACGCUAUGCCACCUGAAGCCCUCCCAACCUGUUUCAAACCCCAAGCAACUGUGGUCAGUGCCUCUGUCAUUUCGCCUGCCUCAACACCAUCCUGCCUUUCGGCUGCCAGUAGCAUCGACAACCUGACGGGACCUCUGGCUGAGCUGGCAGUCAGCGGGGCCUCAAGUGCAGCUGAUGGGGCGACUGGUACAGAGAGGAAAGAAGGAGAAAUGGCAGUACUUGAUAUGAAUAUAAGUCAGUUCCUGAAAAGCCUGGGCCUGGAGCACCUUCGUGAUAUUUUCGAGAGAGAACAGAUUACACUGGACGUGUUGGCAGACAUGGGCCAUGAGGAGCUGAAGGAAAUUGGAAUCAACGCCUAUGGACAUCGCCACAAACUAAUUAAAGGAAUAGAGCGUCUUCUAGGAGGACAGCAAGGUACAAACCCGUAUCUGACUUUCCACUGUGCUGGCCAAGGAACUGUUCUGAUUGACCUGGCACCUGAUGACAAAGAGUUUCAGUCUGUGGAAGAAGAGAUGCAGAGCACUAUCCGGGAACACCGGGAUGGUGGCAAUGCAGGUGGUGUCUUCAGCAAGUAUAACAUACUAAAGAUUCAGAAGGUGGUGAACAAGAAAUUAAGGGAGAGGUAUUCACACCGGCAGAAGGAAAUAGCAGAUGAGAAUCACAAUCACCAUAAUGAGCGCAUGCUCUUCCAUGGUUCUCCAUUUAUAAAUGCAAUCAUUCACAAAGGAUUUGAUGAAAGGCAUGCCUACAUUGGGGGGAUGUUUGGUGCAGGCAUAUAUUUUGCUGAGAAUUCCUCAAAAAGCAAUCAGUAUGUGUAUGGGAUCGGGGGUGGGACUGGGUGCCCAACACAUAAGGACAGGUCCUGUUACAUCUGCCACAGACAAAUGGUGUUCUGUAGAGUAACAUUGGGAAAAUCCUUCCUACAAUUCAGUGCAAUGAAGAUGGCUCACGCACCACCUGGUCACCACUCUGUCAUUGGAAGACCAAGUGUAAAUGGGCUAGCAUAUGCAGAAUAUGUUAUCUACAGAGGUGAACAGGCUUAUCCAGAAUACCUCAUCGCAUACCAGAUUCUGAAGCCAGAGAGUACCCCCCAGGCAACAGAAGGUGCAGAACAAAAGUCCUAGUUUUAGGAGGAAAUGAAACGCAGCAAACCUUUGGAACCACCAUGGGCCUGUCUAUAAUCCAUGCAUAACUUGUGACUGUUACUCAGCUUGAUAAACAUUCUCGGAGCCUGCAGAUUAGCUAGUAAUUAUCUUUUGUAAAAGCAUUAAUGAAAACUACUAUUUUGGUUGUAAACUGCCACAGUUUCGUUAGAGAAAAUGUUUACAAGGGUUGCCUUUAUACAAAUAAACUCUGGCUCAUUUUCAGCCAGGUUCUCUCCUCACUGGCCGUUAACCAACAGAAUUUUGACACCAACUGGGUUUUCCGUGAAAUAAUAUAUAUAUAUAUAUAUAUAUAUAUAUAUAUAUAUAUAUAUAUAUAUAUAUAUAUAUAUAUAUAUAUAUAUAUAUAUCUGUGUGUGUAUGCACACUUCUCUCAUUUUAAAGGAAAAAACAAAAACCUUGAACCUGAAUCUGCCUUAUUCCUCAGCGAAAUGAGUUUGGGGCUUCAGUCAAAACCACCUCAUCUUUUACCCUAGUCUGCAAAUAAGGCCAUGGACCAAAACAAUGACUUGAUUACACUCUGCUCUCUAGAAUUGCUUUCUCCAGGGCAGGACCGAGGUGUUUUGGAAAAGCAUUCUGUAGCUAAUUUAUCCUCUUCUCCUUCCUUGUCCAGUGGAUACAAGGCCUCACUGUCUCCACUCGCUUUGGCUUUUUAUGACUACAUCAUCAAGAAUUGUUAUUUUAAACUUUUGUUUUUGUUUUGUUUUGUACUGACAUCCCACAAAUGACCACAUUUACAUUAAUUUAUUUUCAUGUUUUUUUUUAAUGUUCUUUUUUGUUUCUAUAAUAAUUAUGCUGUAAACAGAAGGACCAUUUACAUAAUUUGCCUAGUAAGGGAACCAAAUAUAGGAUUUAUAUUUUAACAGUGAAUUCAGAACAGUCAUUUUUUUCCUUUUUUUUUAAUGCUACUUUUACUUGGAAAGUGGAGUAAGUAUGGGUGGAGAACUUGAAAUCAAGUGAGAUUAGUUCAGUGGAAAACUCUGAAAAUGAGCCAGGGUAUUCUUGAGGACAUUUUGCUCAUGGACAGAUGCCUAAAACAGAGAUCUUCAAUACCUUUUUCUCAACCAUGAAGUUCAGUUUCUAAGUUUUAAAGGAUUUGCACUUUUAAAGAAGAAAUAUUUAAGUUAUUGUAAGAAUUACAAAUAAUUUCAUGUUACUAAUAAAACAAAUAUAAUUCAUGUACAGGUUGUUUAAAUAAUAAUACCCUGUAAAGCUUUUGAUGUUGUUUACUGAUGCGGUCUGGGUUUUUUUAGUAUUGUAACUGAAAUCAGUUUUGAUUUGCACCUUCCCUUGGAACGCUUCUCAGAUGGGCCAGUAGGUGGAGCUAUUGCAUUUUGAAUUCUAUUGUCGUUUUGAAUAAAACGAUGAAUGCAAAUAAAUAGCACAUGGCGGUAAUGGUCUCUGUAGUGGCAAAGCAUAUUGGACAUGCAAGUCAGACCUGAUUUUGUUUAUAUCAGGUUUGAAGGAUUCAAUGACACAACUUAUUCCUGGUCCAUUUUUCCUCAACCAGUGCAAUCUCAGUUUUUCUGACCUGCUAAUUGUGGUAUGUUUAGUUUGUACUGCAGAGAAAACUUGCAGACCCUCCAAGGCAGCAAAGCUAAAUAAAAACUAAAAGCUCUGGCUUUAUCCUACCCACCCCCCCCCCCCCCCCCCAAUGUGGUGUGCACAUUACACAGUUUAUAGCAUUUCUUAACUCUAAGCUUCUCCUGGUUUUUGUUGGACCCUGCCACUCAACAUUUGAAUGGGAUCUCACUCUUCUGUUUCAUUAACCUGGUUGUAAUUCCAAUGUUAUAUAUAAUCUGAAAUAGUCAUACAUUGACCAGUAACACUCAAACAGGGAUCUGAAGACGACUAACACUCCUCAGCAUUGUAACCGUUAUUGAAACCAGUCUUAAUAAAACACAUAGCAAAA